Phragmites australis (common reed) is the source of this 963-nucleotide messenger RNA. RefSeq names its product probable plastid-lipid-associated protein 8, chloroplastic. Bases 42 to 707 code for a protein of 221 amino acids. NCBI's taxonomy places the organism in Eukaryota, Viridiplantae, Streptophyta, Magnoliopsida, Poales, Poaceae. The record is from RefSeq and is a predicted model, not a curated record. The transcript has 4 exons.
GGACGAGCUCCAGCUAUCUCCCCACGAAAGGCCAUAAGAAAAUGUCCGCUUCCGCUGCGGCUGCCUCCCCUAGCCUCCGCCUCUUCUCCACCACUCCCCCUCUAGCUCCUCUCCACCGGCCGCUCCGCCGGCCGCUCCCGUCCGUACGGUGCUCCCUACCCGCCACCCCCGGUGUCCGGGCUCCGCCGGUGCUCGUGGACUCCAUCCUCUCCAAGGUGAAAGGAACUGACCGAGGAGUGUUGCUGCCUAAAGAUGGGCAUCAGGAGGUGGCUGGUGUCGCGCUGCAGCUGGGGAAGUACUGCAUAGACGAGCCCGUCAAGUCCCCACUUAUAUUUGGAGAAUGGGAAGUUGUGUAUUGCUCGGUACCGACCUCCCCAGGAGGACUUUACCGGACGCCUCUAGGCCGCCUGAUAUUCAAGACGGAUGAAAUGAUUCAGGUGGUGGAAUCCCCUGACACCGUCAGGAACAAGGUGUCAUUCUCUGUCUUUGGUAUUGAGGGUGCAGUAUCUCUGAAAGGUAAGCUGAAUGCAUUGGAUAGUAAGUGGAUUCAGGUCAUCUUUGAGGCUCCAGAAUUGAAGGUAGGCUCCUUGGGAUUCCAGUACGGUGGCGAGAGUGAGGUCAAGCUCGAGAUCACUUAUGUCGAUGAGAAGAUCAGGCUAGGAAAAGGAUCUAGAGGCUCGCUUUUUGUAUUCCUUAGACGAGGGUAGAAGGGAAAGGCCCGUAUGCACCAUUGCAUGUGCUUGAAGACCACAAGGGAUGGCACUGAUAUGGUCGUCUCUACAAUAGUGUAUUCAGAAUUUCCAUCACAUGUAAAAUUCAGAAGUCAAUUUGGGCAGCAGUUUUCUGCAUAAUGCAACCUGAAGAACAUCGCCUGGCCAUUUGUGAACGACAAUGCGUGGAGCAUUCGUUGGUUUUGUACCAUGAUGAUGGUUUUCUGACUUAUGGCUACUUUGAUACUUCGAA